UCCAGUGCGUGUUUGUUUACCCAGAGAUUUCUGCCAUGAGUCAUAAUUACAAAACGUAGCAUCAACUCCCUUAACAAAUCCCCGAACAAAAGCUGGUCUCCGUAGCAGUAAGUAUAAAUAGGCGGGGACCAGCAAGGGCAAACAGUACCAGCUCAAGUUUAAGUGCAGAGAAAAUAGACAGCAAGAGGAGAGGGCCUGCAUCCAAGUCAGUGAUGUCUGGGAGCCAUUUCCACAGCGUCCUGGUCACAGGAGCCAAUCGGGGUAUCGGGCUGGAACUGGUGAAGCAGCUCCUAGAACUACGAGAACCACCAAAAUGGGUCUUCGCCACAUGCAGGGAUCCACAUGGAGGAAGAAUCCAGGAACUGAGAUCGCUGGCUUCUAAACAUCCCGGCCUCGUGAUUCUGCAGCUGGAGUCCACGGAUGAGGCUAGCAUCAAGGCUGCUGCGAAGGAAGCUGAGGUCCACCUGGCUGGAAGUGGACUAAAUCUGCUGAUCAACAAUGCGGGCGUCAUGCCCCCAAGCACCCUGGAGUCGGUGACCAAAGAAGAUAUGCUGAGCGUCUACUGUAUCAAUGUCAUUGGCCCAAUGCUGGUGACAAAGGCAUUUCUGCCCAUGCUGAAGACGGCUGCUAAGAGGAGCAGCAGGAAGGGGCUGAGCUGCAGCAGGGCUGCCAUCAUCAACGUCUCCACCAUCGGCAGCUCAAUCGGGACGCCCCCUCCUAUGGUCAUGUUCCCCGUCAUUGCUUACCGCUGCAGCAAGACAGCGCUGAACAUGCUCACGCGGUGCCAGGCGCUGGAGUACAAGGAUGACGGGAUCCUUUGCGCUGCACUUCACCCAGGAUGGGUGAAGACGGAACUGGGAACAGACAAGGCGGAACUGACGGUGCAAGAGAGUGUGCAGGGGAUCAUCCAAGUGCUUUCCAGCCUCUGCGAAGAGCAAAAUAGCCGACUGGUGGACUGGAAGGGGAGGAUUGUGCCCUGGUGAAGCCAGCAGCCAAAGAGGGAUCUCUCCUGGUGGAUGUGUCCGUGUGUCCCAACCCAGGUCAGCUACAAGUAUUGUGGUUGCAUCUAGCUGCCAUGACAGCACUUACAAGAAAUAAAUCACAUGGAUUUCAUAA
Lacerta agilis (Sand lizard) is the source of this 1116-nucleotide messenger RNA. RefSeq names its product C-factor-like. The record is from RefSeq and is a predicted model, not a curated record. NCBI's taxonomy places the organism in Eukaryota, Metazoa, Chordata, Lepidosauria, Squamata, Lacertidae. The coding region runs from base 213 to 983 and encodes 256 amino acids. The transcript is spliced from 7 exons.